Messenger RNA from Durusdinium trenchii, 1632 nucleotides. NCBI's taxonomy places the organism in Eukaryota, Dinophyceae, Suessiales, Symbiodiniaceae. The record is from the annotation of a GenBank genome assembly.
AUGGUACAGAUGGCCGCCGGUGGCAACGGCAAGGCCUUGGAGUACUUCAAGAGCAAUGAGAUGGGAAAACUCAGUAGCUCGGGGCGUCCGGUCGACUACACCUCCAAGGUCGCUCAGAGGUACAAAGCGCAGAUGGACACUGAAGCCAAGAAGCUCUGUGAGAAGUACAGUGUCGCUGCCAAGGCUGCCAAACCAGCGGAGGUGCACUUGGCGAAGCCGGAGGAGGACUUUGGCUUUGAUGUGCCCACCAAGGUGCCCAGCAACACCCUCUCGGCACCCUCUCCGAAGGAUGGUGGAUACCUGGAGGAAGCGGCGCCGAUCCGAGGCAAGUCUGCGCCAGCCGUAGUCACUGCUACAAAGCCAGCAGCACCAUCAGUGCCUCACAGUCAUGUGGUCCGGAAGGCCGACCCUGCCGUGAUCGCCGCCAAGCCCGCAGGCUUUGUUCCUGGUGGCAAGCAGAUGGCGAAGGAAAUAGAUUUCGACUUCGACUUCGAUGACCUAGAAACUGAGGCCUCGAAGCCAAAACCGGCGCCAGCACCAGCGCCAACGCCUGCGCCGGCGCCUGCGCCGGCACCGGCACCCGCGCCAGCUGUUCGGGCACAGUCGGCCGGCGCGGCGGACACCAACGCGGCGAACAAAUUCGCGAACAAGAAGGGCAUCUCUUCCACGGAUUUCUUCAAUGAGUUUGAGCCGGAAUCCGCUCAGCAAAGGUUGGAUCGGGAAAACAGGUUCAACAAAUUUGCGGCUGCCGGUGCGAUCUCAUCUGCUAGCUACUUCGGGGAUGGAGAUGAAGAUAUCCAGAACAACACCGAUGACAUGUCUGUGUGUGGCCCUAGUGCUGUGAAGCCAGAGGAAGACUUCUGUGGCAAGAAGCUUUGGCUGCAGGAGCUGCUAAAGCUCUUGUGCCUCCUUCCAGGGAAGUGGCAAGGCGAAGGCAAAGCCUACGUCGCCUGCAAAGACUGGGGGCAAGGAGCCUGUCCGUGUUGGGCAGACGCUUCGGAUGAGGAGGACAUCCUCACGCGGCCCAGAGAAAGGGAAGCGCGGCCACGUAGGCAGAAGCGCAUCUACUCCCGUCAGCUCUUGCUGCAAGUGCGGGACUUCCACAGCGACGAAAUCCGUUCCACACCGAGUUCGUCGAGCCUGAGAGCACGAAGGAUCGAGGAUGUCAAGUGGAACUUCCAGCGCCUUGGCAGCGAUCCGAGUCGGAAGCCGCCAAGGCAGCAGUCCGUGACUUCGACAGAAGUCUUCAAGCCAGGCCGCCGGGUGCAUGUCUUCGACCCGGCGUUGGCGGCCACUGCCUUCGAGGCGGUGCUCUCCUGGCUGGAGCCGGGCAUCGCCUGUCCGGCGGAACCGUGGCGGAGGGAGGACGAGAAAGACCUGCCCAAGGACGAUGUACGUCGAGCCACGGAGAUGGGUGCGCUCUUGGAAGGUGAUACGGAGGAAGAGACCUCCGAUGAGAGUCCAAGCUUGAUGGGCCCUCCGACCCGUUGCUGGCCAUGGCUUUUGCUCUGGGCGUGGUUACUGUUCCUCAGCUACGUCUGGCAUAAGCCUCCCGCGGUGCAAGCGGCAAGGCCCAGCAGCUUUGCACAGACGGCCUCGAAUGCCUACUACGGUGACUUUGGAGCGAAUUGA